CGAUUGACGAUAGACACCACAGCCUUUCGAUUGAGGUUUAUUUACCAUUAAACUCAUGAUCGAUAAAGGUGAAUAUCGUUGGAGUCUACUAACAGCGUUGUUUUAUGUGAGACAUACCUGUUCGCAAUGGGUCGACCAAGGCUCGACGCAUACAUCCGCGGUAUAGACUACCUGGGUGCCAAACAGGAGAAUAGAAAUAGCGAUGACAACCCGGGGGACAAACUGUUAGAUUACGAGGGACUCGUGAACUUCGACAGCGCGUUCAACAUUGAGGAAUUGAAGAGUGGUUAUGCCGCUUUUCGAGAGAAAGUCUGCGUAUCCAAAUUUCCCGGUCGCCAUUCGGGUCCGUACUGGGUCGCCUACUCCACUCUUUGUGUGCUAGAACGACUUUCUAACAAAUUCGACAAAAACGAGUCUCAGUUGAAAGCGAUUGGUCGCGAACAGUUUGAAACCUGGCUUGCUCUGCUGAAGGCAAAACCGAGCUCCGGUCACGUGGAUUUGAUGUCAUUGGUGAACACAGAUCGUUAUAAGCUAUAUAUCCAGAGCUGCUCGCCCUCUGAACUGGACAAAAUAUUGGCGUCGAUGAAAAUGAAGUUUUCAUACGACCCAUCUGAAUCAGAUGAAGAAAGCACAUAUGCCGACUUCUUACAUACCGCUAUUGUAAAGUUUUUCAACAAGUUUGAGAAAGGGCAGCUAGAUGCUUCUAGAAAGUCAUUUCUUGACCUUUACAUGUUCUAUCGAAGUCAACUAUGUACACAGUCAGAAAUGAUGCAGCGCUACCAUGGGGACACUGUCAGAGAUAUGCGAAACGUUUUUGAAGACGAGAACCCUUACAAGGGACUCAAAGAUGCACAGGUUCUGAAACAACACUUGGAGCAAAUCAAGGAGGAAAUAAGAACUACUGACUCAGAUUUGGGGACACUUCAGGUCCAAGAAACUUUGAAAUGCAUACUCUGUGCAUCUAGCCAAGAUGAGCUCACGAGAGAGAUCUUUUCAGAAUGUACCGACAUUAUUGUGACAUUAGCUUUGCGAACUACUCGGCCUAAGAACUCGGAUCGUAUUUUCUUAGUAUUCCGGAUGCAACUGUUCAGGGACUAUUCUAAGAAACACGGAAAACCCGACUCCAGUGUGUUCACUGCAAUGGCCAACAUGUGCAUAAAGACGAGUCCGGUUGCGCACACUCUUCCCGAAGAUGGUUUACGAUGCAUUUCCGAAGCGUUCGAAUACUGCUGGGAAGGUUAUACCAACCUUUCUAGCGAGGAAACCACGUUGACACUGAAGGUUUGGACCUUAUUUCUGGAGUCAGGUAAAGAGGAUCUAACAAACAGAAUCUACGAUUCUCUCAGGGAUAGAGAACGGCUAGCACAAAUAGUAUGGAAAGAGCACAUGGAGGAGGUUAAAGGCCUGAUGGAAGCUGUCAGAAAAACACCGGAGGAAAAAAUCGAAAAUUUUUCACACUACCAAGAUGUUAUGAAAGAUAUAUUCGCAUUGUUAAAAAAAAGCAAGUUACUUAAUACAAUUCGAAAGGAUAUAACACAGUUCGUGUUUGAUUGUGCGGUAUCUCAAUCUUUUGAGAAAUCUCGCUUAGGUGAAACAGCCUCGGAGUUUAUCGAUAUAACAAAAAACGACGGGGAUUUGAUUGAGUUCAUUCUGGAUACCUGUUUGUCAGUGCUUCAGAGAACUGAGCUAUUUCAAAAGUUUGACGGGAAUAGUGCCUCGGCAAUACAGCGACUUUUAACAAAUUGUCUGGAAGCAUACAAAGGGAACCCCAAACUUGUUACUGAUGUGCAACAUAAAAAGUGGCUGAAGCUGUUGGCGUUUCUAGGCGAGGACAUGGAGAGACUGUUUCCAGAAGAAGAGCCUUACACUGUUUACCUCAUCCUCUGUGGCAAUACAUGGGCUCCAUACAUUGCAUUGAUCGGGCAAACCCCAAGGUUAAACGAUUGUCUAGUUUUGUUUGACCAUAGUCUGAAAAUAGCCAAGUUAGUAGAAGAAAAUUCGAAUGGCUCGUUUAGCUUCAUAAGCUCCAUUUCCUUAGCAAUGCUGAUGUUGUUUGCCGUCAACAAACCGCCUGGAAUAGGUGUAUACGCUGACAGUAUAAUGGAUCUUUUUCUAGAAGUUGAAGAAUGCUCUAAUUUGUCGAUACUUGUGAACAACGUGUAUCCAUUGAAUCCAACGGCUGUGCAUGCCAGAAUACAGGCGUGUAUCGACAGAAUACAAACUAUUAAAGAUUCACAGGUCUCGGCAAUCUUGUCGGUGCUCACAGUGGUUGCUACAAAGCAUCCCGAGGUAUUCAACGCCAACCAGACAAAGUAUUUCAUUGAAAUGAGUACAAAUGCACAAAGCAACCUUACCUCGACCUAUUUGGCGAUCGCAAUGGUCAUUGCUCGCAAUAACCCUGCCAUCGUAGCCCCGCAUUAUAAAAUGCUGAUGACGGACAAGAGAUUUAAACCAGAUUCUCUUCCAGUUAGGAUAAUCAUGAUUGUAAAUAUAGCUGCUCAUAAUACGGCCGUAUUACACGACGUCAUGGACUUCCUGGUGUCAAUUAUGAACUCGAAUGACCCAGAAUUGGUGAAAAUUGUUAUUGGCCAACUAUCGAUGUUGGCCAAGAAAGAUCAGGACUAUAUGAAGAAACACAAACCGACUAUCGAGAAGCUCCAAAAUAAUACAAAAUCACUGGAAAUGAAAGAUUCUUUCCAAUGCCUGCUAGAUAUAAUCGACGGAAAAGGUGUUGAAGAAUUAAUUGAUGGAUUACAACAGCAACAACAGAUAGUUAGCACUCUUGAAGUCAAGGUUGGUGCCACAAUGAACACAGUGAUAUCACUCGGAGAACAAGUCAUCAAGCAAACUGAAGAAAUUUCUGAUAUUCAACAAGAUUUAGAGAAGGUUGAAGAGCGUGUAGAAGUUGUUGAAACUGACAUUGAUCAAACCAAACUAAAGGUGGAAGAAAUCGACAAUAAGACAAUGACCAAUGCUCCAAAAUGGUCCCGUGAUCUGUCCAAACUGAUGAAUCCAGAGGAGCGAAAUGAUUGGCGGCUGUUGGCCAGCCGGUUAGGCUACAAGAAUGCCGACAUUAAAGCAUGGGCUCAGCAGCAUGAUCCAUGCAUGGCUUUGCUGAGCGAAUGGUACGCCACACAUAAAACUAGUGAAGCUAACAAAGGCCUUUUUACGGCACUUCAAGAGAUGAAUCGUGUUGACGGGUUGAUUAUUGUAGAAAACGCCAUGAAGAUUGCUGAUAACGUUGUAGAAGAUGAUGAGUUUGAAUACGCGAGCCCGCCACCUGUGUUUCUUAGUUAUCAGUGGGGAAUUCAAAAUGAGGUGAAACUGUUGAAACAACACUUGGAGUCGGCUGGAUACGUGUGCUGGAUGGAUAUUGGCCAGAUGGGAGGGGGAGACAAUUUGUUCGAAAAAAUUGACAACGGCAUCCGCGGAGCCAAAGUGAUUGUUAGCUGCACGACCGAAAAAUAUGCAAAAUCUCCUAACUGCAAUCGCGAGGUAAACUUGGCCGUUAAUUUGGGAAAACCAAUAAUUCCACUGCUUAUGGAGAAAAUGGACUGGCCACCAAAGGGUUCGAUGGGGCCGAUAUUCAGUGAAUAUCUGUUCGUUAGGUUUUUCCAACGUUCCGGAGAAGAGACUGCGGACUCAAGAUAUUGGCCAGUUGAAAAGUUUCAAGAACUUCUGAUGCAGCUCAAUUUUUACGCCGUCCCAGAUCACAGCCUUUUGAAGUCGGAAUAUAAAGACUGGUGGAAGCCAAUUACAGAAGAAAUAAAAAUUGAAAAGAAGAAGGACGUUACAUCUCAGCAACAAAAUAAACAAGAGGUAGCAAACCGACCGUCUCCACAGAUUUUUUUGUCAUACCAAUGGGGAAAACAGCCUCAGGUAAAAGCUUUAUACGAGCGACUCCUUUCACUUGGGUACACAGUAUGGAUGGAUAUAUUUCAAAUGGGAGGAGGUGAUUCCUUGUAUGACAAAAUCGACAAGGGAGUUCGUGGUGCAAAUGUCGUGGUAUCAUGUGUUACUCCAAAGUAUGCCCUCUCGGCUAACUGUCGACGCGAGAUCAGCUUGGCCGAUGCGCUGAAGAAACCUUUAGUGCCUUUAAUGUUGGAGCAGAUGAAGUGGCCACCAGAUGGCCCCAUGAGCAUGGUAUUUACAGAAUUACUGUAUAUCAACAUGUGCAAAGAUGACGAUAUUCAGAAAACAUGGUCAGGUCCGAAAUUCGAUGAGUUGGUAACAAAACUCCACGAAUUUAUUGCGGACAACGGCCAGGUUGUCAAGGCUGUAGCAAGUACCGUUAAAGCACCGGUUCAGGAGAAGGCAAAUGUUGAUGAGAACACAACCCCCAAGAGGCAGAUUAAUACUAAGACGGAUAAAGCAAGUUCCAAUAAAUCACAGAUAACACCACAAUCUCCUUCAAUGACGGCUAUCACUCUUGUAAGAAAAACCGACCAGACACCUGAAGUGAAGGCGAUGCAUUCAGUCGCGUCUUCUCCGAUCACGAACGACAAGCCUUCAGUGAAUUCUAAAUCGUCAUCAUGCGUUGUCAUCUAACAUGUUGUAACUAUGUUUUUGUGCAAACUUUAAUUAAUUGAGUAUUGAACUGAUUAAUAAUAAGUAGAAUGGUGUUUUACUUUUUGUUAUAUUAUUUUGACAUUUUUAUUUUAUAUUUGUGUUCUCCAAAAAUGAAGUCAUACGAAUUAUCAAUUUUUUUGGGCGUGAAUUGUGAAUGUGCUUAAAAAUAUAAAUAAUCUAGAAACUAUUUCCCGGAUCAGAAAUCGACUUUAAUAUUGUUAAUUGUUCGUUUUUGCUAAAUGCUCUGACAAAACUCAAUUUCAGAGAUUAUUUUACUGUUCUAUUGAUUUAACAUGCGUAAUUGCGUAUAUUCUAUUGAAGUAUGAUUGUAUAAUAGAACAAUAUCUCGAACAUUAGGCAUUACUGCAAUAGUUAGGUUUAACAUUAGAGAUAAUAUGUGUGCUUUUAUUCUCUUUUGAUAUUUUAGUUUUGUUAAACUAUUUUUUAUAAGGCCAUACAAAGGAAGUCUCUGUAGAUAGGCUGCAAUGUAAAGUAUACUAAUUUUUUUAAAAUGAAUUCCACAUACAUUUACGAUAUUAAAUGAGAUAUGAAUUAAUCAAACGAUACUUGCUUAUGCUGUUUAAUCUUUGAUAAAGGGAAAUCCAUUUUUGAUAAUGUUCAUAAAAACUUUAAUGUUUGUUAUUUCGGAAAUGAAAUUAUUUUGUUAAUUGUGAUGUUUUUAGUGACGGCCGUAGAUGCUGAUAGUCUAUUAUUCAUUUUCGUGUGUUGAAAGUAUCCGCAAAAUGCGUACAUUCCAAUGAAAAGUAAUGUCUGGUCCAGAAGUGAGACUACCAUAGAGAAGGAUUCUUAUAUUAUAUAUUCUAAAUGUAACAUUAAUUUUUGUUUUAACGACUUUAUCAAUCAUUAAUAUUCGAUUGCAUCAAACCGCGUAAUUUCAUUCGCCGUAAUUCAUGAAAUAAAAUGUCAUAAACUGUGGUUUUCUACAGUUAAAAUACCGCUGUGCAAGUGAUAAUAACUUCAUCGUACACAAAUAUCAAAUUGCCAUAAUUGCGUAUUAUUGUUAUUUCGACGCGAUUUCUUAGAAUUGUGUUUUCUUAGAAAUAUAACUGCGGAAGUGAGAACAUGUGUUCCCAUUACUUCAUUAGUUAUUACAGAUUACUAUGCGACGAUUCUUUUGACUUUAAUUGGUUAAAUCUCUCAAUAUAUUUGACUUAAAAAGAAACAUAUUCAUGUUACAUUUUGUUUUAAUUAGUUUUUUAGUGAUUACUUUUUUUCGCGCCUCUGCCUAGUGCGAUAUCUAAAUGAAAUGCGUCGUUCCGAAAUGGUAUGCCAAAAUCAAUAUAAAAUUCAUGUUUGGGCAUUAGGUUGAUGUGCUUUGUCAUAUCCAAUAUUGUAUUGAACUACUUCUGCACGCGAUAAAUAUAUGUAAUAUUAUCUACUAUUUUGCAAUUACUCGCAAAUUCCAGUAACCUUGACUUGAGUCAAAAUUGUGUCGACGUCUAUGAUAAAAUCUUCUAGAGAUCAUCAUUAAAAUAGUCAUUGAGGCUGUUCAUCCGUUGAAAAAAUAUCAGUCAUUAUUGUGACCUUUCAUGUCUAUUGAGUUGAUUAGAACGUAAUAAAUGAAUCAUUGCUCUUAAAAAAUAGUUUUGAUUUUUUCUUUCAACUAACACUUUCAAUAAAUCACUGAGACAUAUAAGUGUUUUGUCACACACUUAUUUUAACACUAUGAACAUGUAUAAUUAUUUACUUCCAUUACAAUAACGUUCAUCCUAUCCGGCAAUAUUUGUUUUUCAGAAAAUGUCUCUUCAAAACGAAGAAUUUUAGCUAACAUGGUAAAUGUAAAAGCCUCUUUUGCUUACUAAUCAUUAUGGCAUAUGUAUACUCAAAGGAAUAUUCUUGCUUAAUAAAUAGAAACGCAAUACCACUGGUAUUGAUUUUAUUACCGUACAUUUAUCAUGGUAUUGGAAAAUCAAUGUCAUCCUUUGAUAUCGCGAUAAAAUGUCUCUUUUUUGCUGAUUUAAUUUAUUUACGUCAAUCAUAAUAAAUAUUAUCUCAGUAAACAUUUCAGAAGUGUGCUCUAAUUGAUUUUUCAUCUAUGUUUACGCUUUACUUUUCUUCAAGUCGUCGGAGAAAUUUAAGUAAAAUAAUAAUUAUUAUUUUAAAGUGCUUAUCGGUUGUAAAGAGAACAAAAAUAAACAAUAUACAUAGAGAAUCAAAUAAGUUAUCGUCAAAUAAUCAGAUCUAAUAGGCCCGAAAAAAGUUGUAAUUUUAAAAGUGUAUGUAUGCAUAGCCUCUUCAUUUAAAACCAAUAAUUAAUUAGUUUUAGUUUCCCCGACGUACUUGAGAAUGUUAAAAUUAUAAAGCUGUUCAUCAACCAAUUCGCUAUGCCAUUUAAGUUUAUCAAAACAUGAUGCUUAAUUUUUUAAUCAGAAUGUCUCCUAGGAUUUUCCUUCAAUUGCCGAUUCCGUUUGUUGUAAUUAUGCAUGCUAUGUGAUUUCAAAGUUGUUCAUUGAGGUUGCUCACGCUUUUCCUAAAUUUUUGAUUUGGCAUGUCCUUAAUUUGUUUUAAUCCCAAAUGCUAUGUUUCGACCCUAACAAGGUUAUAACCAUUUUUUAUUGUUAAUCAUGAUUUUUGUUGUUUUGUGGCAUAGGAACGCCUAACAUAACAAAACAUUUCACAGUUUCAUCUACGGUUCGAUCAGAGGCAUGUUAAAGAAUUAAGAAUUUAAGAACAACAAUGUGGCUAUUAUAUUAAUUUAAAAAACACAUCAUUUUAAAUGUGAAAUUAUCAAAUUAUAACGAAACAUCAACUUCGCUGAAAACAAAUUCACUAUCAUAUAUACAUAUAUACAAGGUAUUCAACUCAAAAUGACCUCGCUUUGAACAGCCAUAGCUUCAUCAAUUGUGCAGCGAUUGCGAUUAACUCAUCUUAUUCAAUGCAAAAUGAAUUUCCUUUCUGGAGAUGUACAUAUCUUGUAAUAUUGUUUACAAAUGCUGGGUUAAAUUUUAAGAAAUAACACGAUACACAACUCGCGUGACCUACUCGUUGUCGAUCUGAUCCGAUCAAAGACUGAAAUCUUCACGGAGUAAAAGGCAUUUUUCCUGCUAAGUUUACGGACCUCGGUAUCAUAGUUCAAUAAAACGUAUAAAAAAAAUCUUACAGUUCUUGCCGUUGCAUCAAAACUAACUGCCCAGCGCCGUUCGAAAUCUUUGUUUACUAAAUUUCAACUAACCGACAUUUUUAACACACGAGUGAUUCCAUUGGUCCAUCGCGAAGGUGUGUCUUUACUUCUGAAGAUUUCAUACUUGAAUCGGAUCUGAACCCAGCAGUUAUAAAAAGAUUACAAGAUAUGUACUAUUCCAGAAAGGAAAUUCAUGACUGCGUUGAAUAGGACCGAGUGCAUGGAAAUCGCUGCACAAUUGAUGACGUUAUCGCUGUUCAAAGCGACGCGCCCUAUUUUCGUGUCGUUUUGAGUUGAAUACCUUGUUAUAUAAAAAUAUAUAUUUUUAAUAGUGAAUUUGUUUUUCAGAGAAUUUAAUUUUCGUUAUAAUUUUAUUAUUGUUCAUUCAAAAUGAUAUUUUUACUAAUUAAUAUCAUACCUACACGCUAACAACCUGUGAGAACAACUAUACUUAAACAUGUAUAACGUUUUGAUGCAAAACGAUAUCCUUUAACAAAGUCAAGAUAUCUAUGUAAAUUGUAUUACUGACACUAGUGACAGAGCGUAUUGAGUUAUCUGAAGAAUAACCUUAUGCCGUCAUAGUUAAUAUUUUCUCAGUACCCUUAAUAAUUCGUCCUUUGAACGCGAGACGACUCAGCGUAUUUGUUAAUAAUGUUUAAAUCACAGUGUAACUCCUAAAGAGUACUUUAGAGUCUUAAUUAAAGUCUUCGACAGUGGCACAUUAAAUUUGGGUACUUAGCCGAAUUCACUGAUUUUAUCUGUUUCGUUAUAUUUUAACUAUGCAUGAACAUUAACUUUGAGGAAAAAAAUAUUAUUGCGGUACUUUCCUAGUUCAAAGUCCUCGUAUUAAUUUACAUCUAAAAUCACCUAGCCAUAAAGGAAAAUCAACAGGCAAUCUUUCAGAAUGACAUGUAAUGUCAAAGAUUAAUUGAUUAUUAAACACAAAACGAUGAUUGGCUAUAAACAGCUGCAUUUCAUUGGGUUUUAAUAUUCAUUAUAGCAAACAGUGUAUUUAAUUUUAAAACUGUAAUAAACACACCAUCUAAAUUGUGCCAUAAAUAUAUCGUUUGCUGAAAAAAAAUUAUCGUGUUGAUUAUUUGACACACUGAGUUCUAUCUAAUGUUGUGUUGCUUACCUUUUAGGAUUUCAAAAUACAAAUAAAAGAGGUAUGAGUGCUCACUGCUGUAGCUCAACAUAGGGAUAUUUUGUCUAAACCCAUUAUACCAACUUGUGAAUCUUGUCUGUUAUUGACUUAUGAUUUAAUCAACCAUUCACUUAUCUUUAUUCAAGAGCUAUUAAAACCGCUGGAAAAUUAGGGAUGCUUUUAUUGAACAAAUAGGCUAUGCUUAAUAUAAAUCAAUUAUGUCCUUGUCAGUAAAUGUUCUUUGAACAGAGGACAGCGAUGGAUGUUUUACCAACCAUCUGUGAAUAAUUGCUUUUGUAUUAAUGUUUUGUUUUAAGCAGGGUUUUAAUUGGUGAGCCAUUUUUUAGUAUCAGUGCAUGUACCUAAGCUUUUGAUAUUGAAUUAGUUUUUGCAUGACAACAACAACAACAUUUAUUUCAGCCAUAAAGCUUACAAUAUAGCUUCUUACAUUAUUAGACUGAAACCGUUCGACAUUGUUUUCAUAAAUUAAUUGUCUUCCUUAGUAGUACUUAUUUUUGUUACUAAAGCGCAUUUUAAUCAUGAGGACAGAAUUAAUAUAACAGCAAAGUAAAUUAUGUUGAUCAUAUACGAUAUAUGCUAAAACUUGCAAUGUGUUAUUUUUAUUAUUGUAUUAUACAAUGUUUCUGUAUAUGUGGUAUUCUUUUAAACACAUUUAUUGUAUAUGAUAUAACAUCUCCCGUUUGUUUUUUUCAGUGUAAACGUAUUGUGAUUUCUUUUCGGAUGGUAUACAUUGAUUAAGAUAUACUUGCAUGUUUUAUCAAUAUAUACAUUUAUUGUGUACACAUGUUAAAACUCUUCGUA
Dreissena polymorpha is the source of this 9677-nucleotide messenger RNA. RefSeq lists its product as uncharacterized. The transcript is spliced from 24 exons. Gene Ontology annotation, biological process: signal transduction. Gene Ontology annotation, molecular function: protein binding. Bases 127 to 4548 code for a protein of 1473 amino acids. Lineage: Eukaryota; Metazoa; Mollusca; Bivalvia; Myida; Dreissenidae. The record is from RefSeq and is a predicted model, not a curated record.